Molecule: messenger RNA, 1405 nt
Organism: Populus trichocarpa (black cottonwood)
Lineage: Eukaryota; Viridiplantae; Streptophyta; Magnoliopsida; Malpighiales; Salicaceae
Product: GDSL esterase/lipase At4g01130
Exons: 5
Coding region: 119-1294 (391 amino acids)
Molecular function (GO): hydrolase activity, acting on ester bonds
Source: RefSeq, a predicted model, not a curated record
UCAAAAUUAACAGGAUAUUCAUAUGCCAGUUGUCUACACUUUCUAUACAAGGACAAGCCAUAUACUUCAAUAAUUAUCUACUCUCACUCUAAGGACAGGAAUCAUAUCGCGCAAGAUAAUGAGUCUCUGGUCGUCAAAAUGCAGCACUGUCAUGUUGCAACAAUUUCUGGUCGUUUGGGUGGUGAUGGUGGCAAUGUGGGGUAGUGCAAGUUACUCAAAAUGCGAUUUUGAGGCAAUCUUCAACUUUGGCGACUCAAAUUCGGACACUGGUGGGUUUUGGGCAGCUUUUCCGGCACAGUCCGGUCCUUUUGGCAUGACUUACUUCAAGAGACCGGCUGGUCGGGCUUCGGACGGGAGGCUCAUGGUUGAUUUCUUAGCACAAGCUCUGGGAUUGCCAUUUCUGAGCCCGUAUCUGCAAUCAAUUGGAUCUGAUUAUAGACACGGAGCCAACUAUGCAACACUGGCAUCUACUGUACUGUUGCCUAAUACUUCCCUAUUUGUUACUGGGAUCAGCCCUUUUUCUCUGGCUAUUCAGAUCAACCAAAUGAAGGAAUUCAAGGCUAAGGUUCAUGAAUUCCACUCCGCUCGUAAACAAGGAUCAACACCUCUCCCAUCACCGGACAUUUUUGGAAAAUCUCUCUACACGUUUUAUAUUGGUCAGAAUGAUUUUACUUCAAAUUUAGCUGCUAUUGGUAUAGGUGGAGUGAAGCAAUAUCUCCCUCAAGUGGCUGCACAAAUUGCCGGUAGUAUCAAGGAGCUAUACGCAUUGGGAGGGCGUGCAUUUCUGGUUCUCAAUCUUGCACCGAUAGGUUGUUAUCCUGCGUUCUUGGUACAGCUUCAUCAUAACACCUCGGACAUCGACGCCUUCGGUUGUUUGAUCUCUUACAAUAACGCUGUGGUGGACUAUAAUAACAUGUUGAAAAAGGCUCUAAGCCAAACUAGAAUGGAACUCCCAAAAGCUUCCCUUAUAUAUGUGGACAUCCAUGCUAUUCUACUGGAGCUCUUCCAGCAUCCCGGUUCUCAUGGGCUCAAAUAUGGUACCAAAGCAUGCUGUGGCCAUGGGGGAGGCCAGUACAAUUUUGAUCCUAAAGCUUACUGUGGAAAUACCAGAGUGAUUAAUGGAAGCACUGUAACCGCAUCAGCUUGUGGUGAUCCAUACAAGUACGUUAGCUGGGAUGGAAUACAUGCCACAGAAGCAGCAAACAAGCUUGCUACAAUAGCUAUUCUGAAAGGGUCCUAUUUUGAUCCUCCUUUUCCUCUUCAUCAUCUCUGUGACCUCCAACCCAUUAAUUGAUGUUUUCUCUUUAAUUUUAGGAGCUAAUAAAUAAUUAAUCCAUGAUGUUAGCCAGGCUAACGAUCUCCUAAACUUUGAUUUAUUAUGUUUAACUGGAUCCUUAAAGUUCAA